UUCUGAAAGUGUGACCUAGAGGGACAAGGUCACGGUCUCGUAACACCGAUGCUCAGUCGCCUUAGUUGAAUGUCUGAUCCAGCACUUUGGACACCUCCGGACUCACCGGAGUUUAAGGGGACAGGUGCUAUAUUUUCUGAAGAUUUAGAUGCAGACCUGUUGGCCGAAAUCGAUUAUGAUGUGCAACAACCAGUGCCGUUUUUAGGGUUAUGUUGUGACACAGUAGAUCCAAUCAAGUUUUUGUCACGUAUUGAAACGAAAACAACCGUUGUUCAGUGGGCUGAUCCUCAAGAGAUUUUAUGCUUACUGAGAAACAAAUUAGUCUUGCUGAAGAAAUCCACUUCUGAAUUCCAGCGGGGUUCUGCAGUCCUUAGGAACGAUGUUUCAUUCCUUCUUUUCGCAUUAUAUUCCUCCUUAACGAAAACGGAGUUUGAAAGGCGUACAGUCGUACGAUUAGUUGGCUGUAUCCGUUCAAUUUUGGGUUUCCUGGGACCAUUUGCGAGUUUGGUGAAAGAAGAAAACAAAAAUCUUAUUCAUGCUCACCUGGAAAUAUGGUUGACAGUGCUGAAAAUCUUCAAUUUUCUUUGCAAUAAAGCAGAAUAUGUGGUACUCGUAAAUGAGACGCUUGGAUUAAAACCGCAGAGUUCUUUAAACGCGUGCGGUUACUUUCUGGAUAUUGUGUUGGAAAAUUUAAUACUUUAUUCAGGAUUGACUAACAUUCGAAGGUGCUCGUGUGAUGCACUCUUAUGGGUCGUCAUAAUCCAUUUCGUAGAAAAGACUCAGAAAAACUGGUUCAAAUUCUUCCAUGGGAAAAUGAUCAAAUUGAAUGCUCAACAAAGAGCAGAAUUUCCUGAAUUCAAUACUUUAGAGUGUAUUCGUCCUAAUUUCAAGUCCUACUUUCAAUCCUCAAGUUUAGAUAUUUCCCACCAAUCUUCUAUGACUGUGUGGUCUUUGUAUUGGAAUGUACUUGCAUACACUACUCCCCUACAAAGUUUGUAUGCGGACCAUACAAAUCAAUCUAAGGUUGGGUUGGGGACAUUACAGAAGUAUUCCGUUGUGGUCUGGUUGAUUCGCCAACAGUUCUUAGGAGAGGCUACUCCUAAUAAUAGCGAAGUCCACGUUUGCCUUACAAGUUUACUUCGUUUAUCUGAAACAUGUGGGAUAAAUUUAGAAGUAGUGCGGUCUUUAUGGUUGUAUUUCAAAAGUUGGCUAAGCACUGGAUUUGAUACUUCAAACAGAUCUUCAGGUUUACUUACACCUAGUAUGAGUUUCAGAUGUUGGUACAAUAAGGUAAAACCAGCGUGUGAGGCCAGACAAAAUUUCGUUAUGUUUUGUUCACUUCUUCGGAGAUUAUCGUCAUCCGACACUGAGGAGCUGUGUACAACCUUGAAAAUCCCACUGUUGUCACUGACUAAGCCAAGUAUUUCUUACUACUUUUUCAUAUGGGCUAAUUUAAUUGAAGAAGCUUUGGAUACAUUAUCAGUGAGCAUAGGCAACAUGGAUUGUAAUAAAAUAAGUUUAUUGUCCCUGGUUGAGCACAUUGUUGAGAUAUCUUCCUCGUUAUCGGAAUCGAAUAAUGUCGCCCAAAAAUCAUUACAUAAUUGGGACCCGAAUCGCGGUUGUAUUCUUCUUCAAUGUUUGCAGUAUCUACUAGUUAUGUUUGGAGAAUAUGGAUGCUUGCAUUCGGAAUUAAAUAUUGAUUUGCUUUGUUUGUCACCAGUUGUUGAGAAAAUCAAUGGUGUCAUUAUUUCCUUACGCCGUAGUCUGUCUCUGUCUAACGAGCUUCUUUCUACGGAAUCAGAAUUCGCUUUAACACACCGUCCAGUAGCAUUGAAUCGAUUGUCUACUUCGAGUCGUAUUAGCGACUUCACAUCUAUCUCAAUUCAGUUUCUUGUCGAUCUUCUGCUUCCAAAUAAUUCCACUCAUGUUUCACUACCUUCAGGUCGUAUUUUUUUAAUCAUACAGUGUUUAGGCUCAUCAUAUUUUGAUUCGAUUAGCUGGCCUUUUGAUAUUAAGUGGAACGAAUGCGUCUUGCAAUUACUUGAAGCUGUAUAUUCGUUAGAAUACUCUGAAUCAAACUUAGAAUUGUUUAGUUUCUUUUGGAGUUCUGUUUAUCCUGCGUUUAAAAAGGCUAUUUCUAGACAGAAUACCAAAUGUGCUCCUAUACCCGUGAAUCUAUUAUCGAUCCUAUCCAAAAUUGCAUUAUAUUUUAUUCGCUUAUCCAAUAUCUGUUUUUCAUACAGGAGCGAACAUAAAUCGACUCUCUAUCUUCUUGAUCCCGCUGACCUAUUUGAUUUGUUCACAAUGAAUCCGUCUAUAGAUUUUUCGUUUCAUUUUAGUAUUAUGGAAGCAUUUUAUGGCACAUCUAGUACAAUUAAAGAAUUGGUUAUCAUUCUUAACUCAAGUAAAAAGGAAACUUCUACAGUUGCGUGGUUAUUCUUCGUCGCUUUACUAACGUAUUGUUUGUUUGUUAGAACUGUAAAUUCGUUUUCGACAGAAAGUCAUGAUGAUUUCGUCUUUCCGUCUUUUAUAAGCGAAAUUCGUGCUUAUCUGCCAAAGCAAAUAACCAUUUCAACAAUCUCCAAUUUAGAUCCUGAGACCAUUUUCAUUAAUAUAGCUGCUUAUUUCGAUGAACUCUCUACAUUUCAAGCUCGAAUGUUAUUCAAAUCUAUUUUUGUUGAAUAUAUUGGUCGAUUAAGUGAGUUUAUUUGUACAUGUUGCUCUGUGUCCAGUUCUGCACAGGAAAGUGGUUUUGGUUUGAGUCACACGACACAGAACAGUUUCUUAAAACCGGAGGAUUUAUGUGGAAGCGGUUAUCGAGUGGCAGGGAUGUUAAUUCGUCACUGUUCAAUGUUACUUUAUUCUCCAGUCACUACCGAAGGCUCAGUAUCAAGCUUUGAGAAAUUGGUGGAUCACUUUUUUCUUCCACGACAGUUAUACGAAACACAGGAUCCUAACAGAUUUUCUACUCUCAACGAAUCCGAUAUAUUCCCAUGUUAUGUCAUGGAGUCCAUGCAAGAGCAGCUACCUGAAUUUACACGUGGUAUUGCUCAAUUAAAUUGGAAAAAUGAUCCUUAUCUAUGUCGCAUAAUAAAAGACAUUGUCAAAAUACAUUAUAAACACCUUGGUCCAGGAGCUAUCGCCUCAAUGGUACUAAAUAGCCCUACAUUGGAUUUUCGGACUCAUAUUUUGCAGUUUGCCACUUACGAUCAAAUUAUUUAUCUGACUGAGAGUAAAGCUUUGUCCAUUUCUGGUUGUGAACAAGUGACAUGUCAGCGCAACAUUCUGUCUAAUGUAGGUCUCAAAGCUCUAUUUUUCAAAGCUUUGGUUUCAUAACUAACGUUUUCUCUACUUGACAUUUUCAUGUUAUUAUUCUUAACAACUCAAACUUUUUUGAAAAUUCGAUCCUUUUCUAAAUGAUCUCGUUUAUUAAAUUAAGUCCCUUCAUAUGCCUUUGCAAAUUUGUCAGCGUAUAAUUGGAUUUCCUUGCAUUUUUUUCAUUUGAAAACAGUAGUUAAAAGGUAAGCAAUGUACAAUAGCAUUGUUUGCAGCGUGAUUCGUGGUUAGAUUCUGUGUAUUACAUUUCCGUUGACUACUUUAUAAUAAGACUAUCGCUGUAAGAGACAUUACUGUACAUCUUUGACCUGAAAUGAAUUUCUGAAUGAAUAGAAUGAAAUGUCAUCCCCAAGUCAUGACAUGGGGAUGUCAUGACUGAAAUAGAGGACACUUGAAUUUCUCAUUAGUAUACACAAAAAAUCGCUUAUCCGAAAACCUUAUGAGAUCUUCGACUGGUCUAUAUGAUGUUGUCCUACUCUAGUCUUAAAGUAGCUUUAAAUCACUGGAUCCUCAUUAAGUCGUUUAUACCUUCCCUUGUUAGGUGUAAUCAAGACGAGAAAGAACUAGCCUAAUAAACUCUGUUGUUAUCGCCAAAUACUUCCUGAUUGAUUGCAGCCAAUAUCUAAUAGAGUAGGAAUGGAUGCGUAAAUUGGGAAUGUUUCAAACUUGACGUUUUCUUCAAUUCACCUUUGCUAUUUCACUUCUGUUUUUAUUAGUUAUUCUAUCAAUAAGUUAUCAACGAUAUUGUAAAUCUCAUGACUGCUAUCUUUUAGCGUGAAGAAAGUUCAAUCACA
Schistosoma margrebowiei is the source of this 4130-nucleotide messenger RNA. NCBI's taxonomy places the organism in Eukaryota, Metazoa, Platyhelminthes, Trematoda, Strigeidida, Schistosomatidae. The record is from the annotation of a GenBank genome assembly.